AUGACAUCUUUAGAUUCCUUAUUGCCUGCCCUCUUUGAAGAAAGUCGGGUCUCGCCAGCAGUUACCGUGGAUGAUGCUCGACAGUUCUUCGAAACACACGGCAUCUUCUACGCGCCAGAUGCGGAGAUUGGGCAGCUCGUGGCAACUCUGGGCAGCGAAGCUGUUCACGGAAAAGUUCGCAUGGGGCGAUUUCCUAUACGUGAUGUACGCCUUCAGUAUAUCAUCAAACCAUUUUCAGAAUCAUUUUGUUUCACGCUUGGCCCGGGUCCUGGUUCAUUCUAUGCCUCAACGACCACAGAAACCCCAGGUGAUCGUGUCACGGUCUACAUGUGGGGUAAAAAGACACAUUGCGAGUUUUCCGAGCGUUCCCACGUUGGCGAGCUCAAGGGAGCCAUAGCAUCAAAUGGUCUGGUUCAGGUACCAUAUUCCUGGUUGAGAAAGAGGGGUUUGCUUGAUAAAACGAUUCGGCUUGAAGAUGGUGGCAUGUAA
Messenger RNA from Penicillium oxalicum, 489 nucleotides. RefSeq lists its product as uncharacterized. The record is from RefSeq and is a predicted model, not a curated record. The transcript is spliced from 2 exons. Bases 1 to 489 code for a protein of 162 amino acids. Lineage: Eukaryota; Fungi; Ascomycota; Eurotiomycetes; Eurotiales; Aspergillaceae.